Messenger RNA from Funneliformis mosseae, 297 nucleotides. The record is from the annotation of a GenBank genome assembly. Lineage: Eukaryota; Fungi; Glomeromycota; Glomeromycetes; Glomerales; Glomeraceae.
AUGUCAAAAGAUACCGAAUUUAAAAAUUUGAAUUAUUGGUUAGAGAAAUCAAUUGUUGAAAAACAUAUCAAAUAUUAUGAAUAUUUGGAUUUCAAUCAUAUAAAAUUGAUAGGAGAAGGUUCAUACGGAAAUGUUAAUCUUGUUAAGUGGAGAAGUACUCGUCUAUUUGCUUUGAAAUCUUUUAAUAAUAAUAAACAAUCUCUUAAAGAAGUAAUAAAGGAGUUAAGAUUGCAUCGAAGCGUUGAUGAUCAUGAAAAUAUUAUACGAUUAUUUGGAAUCACGAAAAAUGGCAAGUAA